Cantharellus anzutake is the source of this 898-nucleotide messenger RNA. Its product is annotated as autophagy-related protein. NCBI's taxonomy places the organism in Eukaryota, Fungi, Basidiomycota, Agaricomycetes, Cantharellales, Hydnaceae. The record is from RefSeq and is a predicted model, not a curated record. The transcript is spliced from 7 exons. Bases 44 to 613 code for a protein of 189 amino acids. Gene Ontology annotation, cellular component: phagophore assembly site. Gene Ontology annotation, biological process: autophagy; autophagosome assembly.
ACAGUAAUUGCGCGGCUCCGACGACCCCCCGCGUUUUGUCUCCAUGGAUGCAGUCCAUGACAUCAAGAUCGAUCUAACAUUGGAUCGCGCAGUGACUCGAGACGUAUUGAGGGCCCUUCUGCACGCGAUUCUUUUUCAUCGUUUGUUUGGAACAGUUCAGCCUCGCUGUAUUGAAGUCUUAGACAUAACUUUCCCUGGAAUAACUGAUUCUGAUAUCGAACGCAAAAUAAACGAUAAGGUUGACCUUUUUUGGAAGACAAUUGAUUCCAGCGGACUGUCAACUGCAUCUCCCCGGAGCGGCGAGCUGAUUAUAACGUUUUCCGAAAAAAGGGAAAAGCGACAAUGGUUCUCGAUGACAGAGGAAUAUGUCCCAUGGGAGGUUUGGACCAUUAAUACUACUAUCCGAGUGCCUCGGAACGAUAAAGAACGUCGCGAGAUCAUGGAUCCACUGCCCGGGGAAUUGUCCGAAAUAUUGAAGACCAUCUUGAAUAAAACCUCGUCAGAAAAGGGGCGUUCUGUUGUACCGCCCAUCCAUUCUGCAAACGUCAUUACACCGUUUCCCCUGAGCAUUCGCGUUCGAGUUAGCGGAACUGAUGUUGGUGGUCCAGACUAAGUUUGCAUGCGUUGCUCCUUUAGAUCUGCCUAAUUCCAUAUUCUGUCCGCCCCUCCUGUGGCAAUGGUGAAUUAUAACGCUCUUGUAUUAGUGCUCCCAUCUCGUGUUUUGCGGAAAUUCAUGGAUGCCUGCAGAAGGUUGUCUACCUUACGUAACACUCUUGCGUUCCUUCCUGUUGUGGUGUGUUGUUGCGCGGCAGACUGACCACGCCUUUCGUGCCAUUCCACCAUACGGUCCAACAGAGGGGGAAGCACUCUUUUCAGGGGGGUUGGGUCCUCUCUGCUU